Mercurialis annua (annual mercury) is the source of this 1658-nucleotide messenger RNA. Its product is annotated as putative F-box/FBD/LRR-repeat protein At4g03220. The coding region runs from base 141 to 1625 and encodes 494 amino acids. The transcript has 3 exons. The record is from RefSeq and is a predicted model, not a curated record. Gene Ontology annotation, molecular function: protein binding. Lineage: Eukaryota; Viridiplantae; Streptophyta; Magnoliopsida; Malpighiales; Euphorbiaceae.
ACCUGAAACUAACUCUAACGCUCUUCUCGUUCAUACAUUACCAUAGUCCAUAGCUUGAUGCAAUGUUUGAAACAUUCAAACCCACAAAAUGUAAACAUUCUCACAUAACGUAACUAAACGAAACAGUUAAUACUAUUCUGAUGGAAACAAGAUCUACAAAGCGAAUUCGGAAGCUCGUCCCGGAAGAAAAUUGUGAUGAUAUCGACCGGAUCAGUGAUCUUCCUGACGCUAUUCUCCAUCACAUCCUGCUACUUCUUCCUAUCAAAUCCAUCGCUAAAACUAGCUCGUUAUCGAAACGAUGGAGAUCGCUUUGGUACUCGUUUCCUGAUCUCGACUUUACCACAGUAAACACUACUACUACUCAAACCAAAAGUUCUCUACCCAUAGAUUUCGUUUCUCAGGUUUUAGCGCUCCGUGAUAAGCAUUCUCAUCUUCGAACUCUUCGAUUCUUCGCUCAUUUGAGCUUUUCGGGUCUGAACAGAUUGAUCCGCAGUGCAAUUAGAAACAAUGUGCAAGAACUUGAUGUCGAAGUAGCAACCGAAGAUUAUUUCAAUUUCCCUCGAUGGGUGAUUACAAGUCAAUCCUUACGAAUUCUGAAUAUAAAAUCGCGAUAUCCGGGUUUCAGAUUGCUUCCUUCUUCUGUAAUGAUCGACGGGUUUCAGUCUCUACAAACACUCUCACUCACUCUCGUAAUAUUAUACGAUCAGCCCUCACUCGUGGAUUUGUUCACAGAAUCGUCCUUCCUUCGUCUCAAGAAACUGAAACUCGACGCUUGUUUCGGGUUGAAACAUCUCAAGAUCGGCUGUCGAGCACUCGAAGAUGUAGCUAUUGAGAAUUGCUAUCAGCUUCAAAGUUUAGAGAUUUCGUGUGGGAGAUUGGAUAGACUGAGAGUUGCAAGCUGUUUUGAUGCAUAUCAAGAGAAGAGUUGGAUCAAACUGAAUGCACCAAAACUUAAGAGUGUGAUUUGGGAUUAUAAUGCAAUUACUGGUAGCAGUUUUAUAGAAAAAUUGACCUCUUUAAUUGAAGCUUCUGUUGGUUUUUAUUUGGUUGAUGAAGAUGUGAGUGUGGAAGAGCAUCGGAGUGUCUGUGAUCUCUUAUGUGGAUUCUCUAAUGCUCACACUUUGACCCUCAAAAGCCAAUGUGUAGAGAUUUUAUCCAACAGGAAGCAUGUUCUGCAUCCAUUUAAAAAUCUAAAAAAUCUGGAGUUGCAUACUGCUUUCAACAAAAGCAUUGUCCCCGGACUGGCCUCUUUGUUCAGAAGCUCUCCUGCAUUGCAUACACUUAUUCUCAACAUAAUCAACGAUUACAAGGUUGAAAAGAGACAAUGGAAUAGGGAUUUGUGGGAUCUGAGUAGCACAAAGGAAGAGAUGUAUUGGGAAUCUCAAAUCCAUUCAUUGGAGCCAUUUUUAAGUAAUCUGAAGGUAGUCAAAAUUGAUGGGUUUUUAGAAUGUGAGAAUGAAGUUAGUUUGGCAAAGUUUUUGCUAAAGCAUGGGAAAUAUUUGCAAGAAAUGACUCUUUGCACAGCACAUUGCCAUUAUAGAGAUUCACUUCGACGACAAAAAGUUCGCUCUCAAAUGAUGGGAUUUUCUUGGGCUUCUUCUAAUGCUAAAAUUGCAUUUCAAUGAAUUUUUUUGUUCAAUCCCAAAUAUAUUAAAUUA